This is a messenger RNA of Penicillium maclennaniae, 1707 nucleotides long. RefSeq lists its product as uncharacterized. NCBI's taxonomy places the organism in Eukaryota, Fungi, Ascomycota, Eurotiomycetes, Eurotiales, Aspergillaceae. Gene Ontology annotation, molecular function: FAD binding. The transcript is spliced from 5 exons. The coding region runs from base 1 to 1707 and encodes 568 amino acids. The record is from RefSeq and is a predicted model, not a curated record.
AUGGCCAAAAGGGUCGACGUGGCUAUCGUGGGAUCUGGUUCUGCUGGACUCUGCGCUGCUCUGUGGCUGUCAAGGUACAACAUUCGUUGCAAAAUUUUCGAGAAGCGCGAUGGACCUCUUAAGCUUGGACAUGCGGAUGGCGUGCAAUGUCGAACAGUGGAGAUCUUUGAGAGUUUUGACAUCCACUCCCAGUUGCUGGAUGAAUCGCAUCCUAUUGUCGAAGUCAUGUUCUGGGCUGCUGAAGACACCAAAUCCGGCAUACGUCGACAAGGUCGGACUGCAGACCCGCCACCAGGGCUGUCACAUCAGCCGCAUGUGGUCUUGAAACAAGCCAGGGUCAACGAACUGAUGAUUGAGGAGAUGGGAAAAAAAGGUCAAGGGGUGGACUACGACUCCAACGUCGUAGACGUCAUUUAUCACAAAAAUCGUGAUGAGUAUCCCAUCACGUGUAUUGUGGAACAGAAUGGCGUACAGGAGACCUUUGAAGCCAAAUAUUUGCUGGGUUGUGAUGGUGCUCACAGCACAACCCGGCACGCUUUGGAUAUCAAGAUGGAGGGAGAUAGCACUGAUGCUAUUUGGGGAGUUAUGGAUGUGACUGUGCAGACCGAUUUUCCUGAUAUCAGGAAGAAGUCGACUAUUCGUACCCCGGAAGGCAGCGUUCUGAUCAUCCCACGCGAGGAUCCUGGUCUUAUACGUUUCUAUGUGGAACUUCCGCACGGAACCAAUUCCAAAGAAGUCCGGCUAGAGACCAUCCAUGAGAUGGUACGCCGAAUCAUGCGCCCAUACUCCUUUGACUUUAGAGGAUGCUUAUCUUGGUCGGCAUAUUCUAUUGGGCAGCGAGUUGCUAGUUCACUGCAUCAGGACUAUCGCAUCUUCCUUACCGGAGAUGCUUGCCACACACACUCUCCCAAAGCAGGACAAGGUAUGAAUGUGAGCCUCCAGGACGGGUAUAACAUUGGAUGGAAACUAGGCAUGGUGCUCUCGGGAAGGGCAAAUCCGUCGCUCCUGAAGACUUAUGUGACUGAGCGUGAGAAGAUUGCUGAAGAUCUGAUCGACUUUGACCGCCGCUUUGCACGUAUCUUUGCAUCCGAUGUUGACCAACCGGCAACUCCAGAAGAAUUUGAAGAUGCAUUCGUUAAAUCCGGCAAAUUUACCACAGGUUUAGCUGCAACCUACGAAGAAUCGGCGAUCACUGCAAAGUCGUCCAAAUCGCAUUCGAAAACAAUUGAAAAUGGCAUGCGGUUCCCUACUUCUCAGGUAGUGAGAUACUGUGAUUCAAUACCAACGCAACUAUUGAAGGUAUUGCAAUCCGACGGAAGAUGGAGGAUUGUCGUGUUUGGGGGUCAAUUGGAGAACCUUGACAGAGUGAACAAGAUUGGGCACUUUUUCCUCUCGGCCAAAAGCCCUUUGAUGGCCUACAAGAGCAAGCACGAUUCCAUCGAUAGCUUGAUAGAAAUCUUGCUUGUUAUGAAGGGAGAUCGGUCGAAGAUUGAAUUCAAGGACUUUCAUCGUGCAUUCUGGCCGGAGACGGGAGAUCUGAACUUGAAUGAUUUGAACAAAAUUUACUUCGACGAUGAAAGCUAUCAUCAUGGUCACGGUCAUGCAUACGACGCGUAUGGCAUUGAUGCUAAAUCAGGCUGCAUCGUUGUAGUAAGGCCUGAUCAAUGUAAGUCUUCUUUCCACAGUACUCGAACAUUAUCUAAUUGA